AGCUUUUGCGUGCGUCAUUUAUUCAAAUUACAAAAACCAGCAACAACCAACCAAACAACUCUUUCAAUAGUAUUGAAUUACACAAAACAAAAAAUGUCAUUUAUGGCAAGGAUAUUAAUUGAACAGAAAAUGAAAGUUUGGUAAUAUAAGAGUUACAUUGUUAGUUGCAUGUUAGUAGUAGAAUAUUGACCAAUGCAGUUGUAUGAGCAUUGUUUUUGGGUUGCAAUGAAAACUUUCCAUCUAGAUACAUAGCUUUUUUGUUAGAAUUGUGCAGAAAACCUAUCAGCUGUUGUGUAUACAUAUGAAUGUGUAUACGUAUUGCAUUGUGUAUAAGUACUGUUGCCUCUUGCACUCAGAUCACAAAUGUUGCUACAUUUGUUUUUCCAUGCCACAAGUCUGGCAUUGUUCUUUUUGUUUUGGCUUGUUUCUUUUUUUUUUUUCUUUUUUUUUUUUUCUGUGCACCAAGUGUCCUCACUUGUUAUAUUUUACAUUAAUGAUGUAUCUUUUAAUGUAGCAUCAUUGCAUCCUGUUAUUUUUACAGAAAUCGAUACUAGCUGAGGUUUCUUUUUGCACAGAACCCUGUUUGCCUUUCCUCCUCCUCCUCUCAGCGAGUACCACGAAAUGCAUUUGCAUAUGGGUGUGAAGAGUGUAUGAUUAUAAUAGCCUGUAUGUGUCCUGUUGCAACACAUGACAUUUCGGAAUCGAGUAUGACACAAAGAUACUUGCUAGUUUGGAGUGUAUUGGCUUUUGACUUGGGAAUGUAAACAACAUAUUAGUACUUGCCAUAGAUGCCAUAGGAUGGAAACAUCAUUUUCCAGUCAUCUCUAGCUGUGGGUGACUAAGUCAGAAAGCGGAGCAUUGAAGAGACAAAUGAUGGCAGAAGUGAGAGAAUGACAAAAAGAUGACCAAGAAGAGCAUUUGAGGGAAUCCAGAGUUUCUGCAGCGCUGAUUCAUUUUGCUAAAGAUGGCUCAGACGUGGUCAGUUCUGGCUGCACUCCUUUUCUUGAUUUUCAGCCUGGUUGAAGGGUCAGGGUGAAUCCUGGCCUCCCCAAUGGGUUUUCAAAGCCCAUAUUAAAGCAAUAGGAAACUGCUGACCAAAAAAAGAUGAAGGACUUGUAGCUCAUCAGCAUAUAUCAUGUACCUGCACAGUAUCCACAGAGGAAAGACACCUUUUCCACUGCAUUUCCAGUCUUCAAAGUCAGUGACAGCAGGAAGCAGGACCUGGAAAUUGAAUAUAACUUAUAUGUGGCUGCACAGAGCAAUAUGUCCCCAAGGCUGCCAGUACACUUAUAACAUUGUGAAUGUGGAGGCUGGCCAUGAGGCUGUGUUGACUUGUGCUUCUAUCUCCAAACUGUAUUUGAUAAUGGUGACAUGGGAGAAAAAAUCCAACGCUUCCUGCUCUUUGGCCUAUAGAAAUGAUCUCAACGAGACAAGAAAGUUAAACUGCAGUGAGAGGAUGAUGUGGAAAUAUACACCUGACAGGGACCCUGCUCUUCGUAUUUACCCCGUGAACCUGAGUGAUGAGGGAAAUUACACCUGUGAAAUUGCCAGUGAUAUGGGGAAUUUUCAUUUUUCCUCUUCUCUGUCUGUGAUAGUCCCUCCUACAGUGACUCUGACCUCUGACAAGAGCAGAGUGGCUGUCUGCCAAGCUGCUGCUGGAAAGCCAGCUGCCAAAAUCUCCUGGAUCCCUGCAAGUAAUAACAGCUCUGAGGAAGAAUUCAAACACGGCAAUGGAACAGUGACCAGAGUCAGCUACAUUGGCUGGGUCAACAGCACGCACACCACUGUCACCUGCCUGGUUACCCACCCAGCUAUGAACCAGAAUCUCUCCCUAGAUCUGUCAUACUCUUCCUCCAGGCUUCACUAUCCCCUGGUGGCACUGCCUGCAAGUGUUGCUGCUAUCAGUGGUGUUGGUGUGCUUUUAUGCUUAAUUUUCACGUGCAGAGCUUUCUGCUUACGUAAACUGGCACAUGGGCCACCAGUACCGGUUGCAACUGAGAACUUCAGGUCCACACCAUCACAUAAAAACACACCUGAAGUCAACCCCCAUGUCUUAGAAGAGGAUAUCUAUCAGAAUUAUGGAGCAGGAAAUAAAUUUAUGAACUAUUAACAAUGUAGGCAUAAGUGGUCUAAUACCAGCUCAGCUACUAAUGGUACAGUUACUUGAACUUGUCCUUGAACUAACAAAUCUCAGAUCUCAUGCACAGCAGGCUAGCAGAGUACUCACAUACUCAACGCUGUCCUAGAAAAGGCUUUGUCCUUCCCGACCUGAAGACAGUCAAGGGAGCAACCUGCUUUAGUAAAUGAUUCCUCUCUUCCUGUAAAUAUCAGAACAACUCUCGAAAUACUUGCAACUUCUAAAGACUGAGUUGGAAAAACACACGAUUUUUUUUUUUUUUUUUUUUUUUUUUUUUGGAAAAUGGACUUUGAGGCAUGUGCUGUUUUCCCUCAAAUCAAUAAUUGACAUAUUUUUGUGAUCGAGUAAGACUGCUGGUGAAAAUGUAGCACCUCUGUGUAGUCCAUUUUAGUGACUGGAUUCUCUUUGCAAUUCAAUGCUGGAAACCAGAAAGUGACACAAGGGACCCUGAAAAGGCCAAGAAAACCUAUCCAGCAGAAAUGCAGAAAUAAGACUUUUUUCUAGAUAGAUAGUUACAUGUUACAGAUAAAUAUCUAGUAUUUCUUUUUUUUUUCCUUUAAUAUAUAUCUUUUUCAAUUAAACUUUCUAUUUGCAUUGACAAUGGCAGAAAAAAUGAGCAAUUUUCUAAGAUUAAUUUAAAAGUAAAAAUAUAAAUAUGCAAAUAUUUAUCUCAAAUGAUUUCUGGGGCUAUUUUGGUAACUCUUUACUGACCAGAUGACACCCUGGUUUUAAAGAGAAGAGCAGUGUUAAGUUGUGAAAAAUGCAGAUGGUGUGCAUGUUUUAAAAAACACCAACAACUAAUCAAACCACUUAUUUCUUCUCAUCUCCCUGUUCCCAAGCUGAAGAAAACCACAGAUUGUUUGAUAAUUUCAGUUUUCAUAAGUCAGGCUUGUGAAACCUUUUCCAGGCACUAAUAUAGCACUAAGUAUGAAGUAGGCAUGAAGAUCCCUCAGUGCCUUUCAAUUGCAUUUCACUUUAUCAGCUCUAAAUAGACAAGGAUGAGCACCUACUGACACUGCUCCAGGCUUUCCUUUCAGUCGCAUCAGAAGAGCAUGAUGAGCAACUCCCUGGCUUAUGACAAGUGCCUACAGAAGGUAGUCCAUUCAUCCCUGUUGUGUAACUCAGUGUAGCCAUUCUUGUGGUGUUAAAUGUCAGUGGUGGGUUACUGUCUCAGAGCUGUGUACAGCUUCUUCAUGUCAUCUGCUGGGAAGGAGAUGUACCUUUCCAUGUAUACAGCCUCUGGGAGAAAUACGUGACAGCUAGCUUGAAAUUAGUGAAAACAGGUUUUCAGUGAUUCUACUUAGGAAAAGUGUUCAGUAGCUUGAGUGAAAUUCACAGCUGAGUGUAAGGGAGUGGUUUCCCAGUUCUGCUGGUCUGUAGUUGGCAGUGCAUAAUGAGCACAAUCCAGCAUCCUUUUUUGUUCUUCCUGUUAACCUGGACCUUUCACAGCCAGGGUGCUGUCAAGGAGUCAGUUGUGUCUGAAAGCCUCUUAAAUAGGGAAAGAUCUCAUGUUUCUUAGGGAACAACCUAGCUGGGUCUAAACCAGGGUUUCUACAGAUGCUGCAAUUUGAGUCUGUCUUAUUCAGAAGCUGGACCAUUGCAGCCAGACAUCAGGAUGAUAUAGUUGUCAAACUGAGGAGAGUUAGGCUAUGGAGCAAUCUGGUUUUGAUAAUCAUGGUGCACAGAUGUUGUGAUUUUAAGGGUGCAAAGCAAGAACUUCUCAUGGUCCCUUUGCACCAUGUGGAAUGUUGAACAGUAAGAGCUAAAGUAGACGUAGGAAAUAAAACUUAGGGAGGUGAUUGUGUCAGGGAAGCCCUCUGGAGAAUCUCCAUCGUAAUAGUUACCCAUGGCAGAGAAGCAUGGUUUCCAUGUCCAUGAUUUUAUUUUCCCUUUUAAAUUAUAUUUGGUGGAAUUGGUCCAGUCACCUGCAACAUGUCAACAUUUCCAUUGACCCAGAAAUUCUGAGGAGACUUUGUUUUGGAUAUGCUAACACACAGUGCUCUGGCAAUGAGAUAGGUCCUUUUGUGCCACAGGUAUGCAGUGAAAUGGGUUCUCCAGGCGGUUCUACAGCUCUAAACAGCCAUGCUGAUGAUGGUUUACUUUAUUUCUUAUUUCUGGGAUGGCCCAAGAGCCACUUCAGCUGCAGCCUCUCAGAAAAUUAACUUACAUCAUGGUGGCCUGGUCAGGCUGCAAUUGUCACCUGUUCUCUGCCAACAAAAAGCUUAUUACCAGCCCACAGCUCGGCCAAAGCCACAUGUGGCAGGUGUUAAAAGGCCUCAGCUGCCUAAUUGUCAUAUCUUCCUUCUGCAAUAAAAUUGGCCAUUGAGCUUUUCAAGCUUGCUGUGUAAGAUUAAUAAAACUUAUUAGGGCAAAGAGAAUAAUGCGACUGGUGGGGGUGAUUGUAAAAAAGGCUGGGACAUGAAUGGGGCUUCUAGACAGAGCAUAAUAAUUGACCGAUCUUACUUAAUUUUCUGCUCACCUUUGUAUGCAUUGAAGUUGUGGCAGAAGCAGUAGGCAGUUUUGGAUACGGAGUUCAUUUCUUUGUAGCUAUGUGAAAUUCACAGGAGCUUUUUGACCACAGGAGUGUGUACUACUACAUACUAUGUACAACUAUCCAAGCUGUCAAUGGGUGGUAACUGUUCUAGUGGACCUAUUAGCGCUUCUAAGGGCAUCGUCAUUGAAAGGAGGAAGAUGGGAUGAGCCAAGCAAUGGGCCUGUGAGCGUGCUCAGGAAAGAAGCCCUUGGUGCUUGGGAGAAGAGACACAGGUCUGUGAGGUGAGCAAAUUUGUAUGGAAGCAGUGAGAAGAAGACAGGGAAGGUUGGAGAAGGGGUUGACAGAGGGGAUCAAGACAGCUAGGGUUUAACAGAGAGCAAGCAUGAUGGGUUGUUGCAGCUUGAUACUUUAUGCUGUGACUAAUUGCUUUUUCUAUUCACUCUGGCUGUCACUGGGUACCUUAACUUCUGACCAUGACUGGUGAAAGACAGUUUUUUGUCAUAUGGGAAGCUCUUCUCUCAGGUUUUGUAAUGGGGAAGUCAUAUUGAUGUCAACCAAAGAGUCCAAAUUGUGUAUUUUAACUCUUGCAGGAAUUUGGUCUGGAAAGUAAUCAAUUUAAGGAUGCUGUUAUGAUUAUAUUAACUGAGUUUUCUUUUUUUUUUUUUUUUUCCUUUUUCUCCUUAUUUGCACACUUUUGGUAUUUUUAAAUAGAUUUUAUCUACGUGAAAAGCAAAUUUAAGCAAGGUGAAUGUUUUAGAUUGCAAAUUUCCAUGUAUUCUAAUUGUGAAAAUGGCUAGAGAAAUGCUGACUUUUUUGAAUAAUUAUUGUGAGAGAGCUUCUGAAAGGAGAUGGGCAUUGGAAUGAGCUAUUAGCACUUUCUGACAAAAAAUAUGGCUGGGAGUGUGAGGAUAUGAUUUUUAUAGUAGCAAAAUUAGUCCCUUAUGGGGUGUAACCUGCAGAUGAGCAAGUGGCAGUUAUACUUCAGAAACUGUGCUUCCAGAGAAAGUGCCAACAAAAUCGAAUGCAAGGUGCAUUUUUUGUGUUUUAUUUUAUUUGAUGUAUGUAAGUCCUGUAAAUAAGAGGUGGGGGGGGGAUUGACCAAACUGUAUGCAUUCAGUCUGUCCCUUUCCUCCUGUGUAACUCUCUGUACAAUAUUUACUCCCCAAGAGCAGUCCUGUUGCUUCCUCUGUCCUGUUUCAGCUGCUCAGUAAGCACACACUGAUGUGCUGAAUAAUGCUGAAUGUAACGGGUGUCAGAUGACUCUCUUCUCUUCAUCAGUCUCCAGAAAUACUGAGCCUGGAGAUCUCCUGCUCCAGAGCUGUUGCCACAGCUCUGCCUUGCCACUGCUGUUUCAGGUUGACUGUUUAGUUAAAUAUAGAGUUGACAGAACGUCACUUGUGCUUUUUAGCACUAGAUGAUUGUGGCUGGAAAGUCUCCUGUUUGUUGGGUGGACUCUCACCCAUAAUGUUUAUAGGGCACUCUUGGUAAUAGUGAUGAUGUCUACUUUCUGAUUCAUCUAUGAGCAAUUUAUCUUUUGGUAACAGCAGAUGUUGCAAAACUGUGGUGCAGUUCUUUAUUCUCAUUCUGUUCAUUGAAUUUGGAAGAAAACAAUAGCUGAGAAAAUGUUGAGUUUAGAACCUCAAAAAUUGGAAUGCAAUCUCAGAUUAUGAUUAAGCUUUGUUUUAAACCCCAAUUUUCAAUAUCAGGACUGAAAUGAAGAAGAUAAAUAAUAUUUUUCUGCAGAUUUUGGAAAUGAGGCAAAUAUCCUACAGGUAUUUGUCAGUUCAGUGAAAAGCUGUUUCUAUGUUGGUUUUUCUUCCAGUUGUAUUUUUUGGUCUGUUUUUCUUUCUUUAUGUUUUUUUUUUUUUUUUUUUUUUGUAUCAUUUGUCAUAGCUUUUCUUCUCUGAUGAGAAAAUACUACUUUGCUUGUAUAUCCUAAUUACUGUAACUCCUGUGGAAUACUGUCUUGCCUUUUUUUUUGUUUGUUUGUUAAUUUGUGAACUUGUCUUCAGCUACUUGGCUUGGUGUCCACAAUAUGUAUGCAUCUUUCAUGCGCUGGAGGUCAGUGGAGAGAACAUGAUUUAUCCAGGUGGAAUAUCUAUUACAUUUCCUAUCAACUCUCUGUCCUGGAAUAGUCCUGGAGUAGUUAGUUUGUGUUUGUGCUCUUAAUGUUGGGUCUUAAAGCAAUUACCCACUUUGCUCUUUAUUUCCUGAGAGUUGUCUCACCAGUGCUCUGAUGCACUAAUUUUCUCAGUUUAUUGAUUUUAAUCUUCUCCAGUGAUUUUACCAUCCAGUUCUCUUUCCUCCUUUUUAGCAUCAAAGGCAAUUUCAUUCUCUAUUCAGUUGCUUUAGUAGGUACUAGUUCCUUUCAGUGAAUUAAGAAAAAAAAAAAUAUACAUAUUAUUUUUUUUUUUUGGUUAAAACAAUAUGUUUCAAACUGUGAUUUGCUUUGCAAUUUACUAGUGCAUUUCACUGAACUGGUAGACAUACUUAACCCGGGUCUCCUCAAUUCUAUUGGCCAAUACAAAGUAAGAAAUUAAUCUCUCUCUUUAUUGUAAACCACUGCUGUGCUUCAAUGCCUACAAAUCCAAGCUUACCUACCAAAUCCAAAUGCAUAGUAUACAUCAUUUUAUAUGACCUUGGGUGACGUCUGUCUUGGAUUAUUCUGCAAAAACAUCAUAGACAAAUUAUUUUUUUGACUCCAUAGUUUCCAUAUUGCUUUGUACCACUCAAUCCCAGCAACAGGGAUCCAUGAAAGCUCAGAAACUAAACAAACAUUUAUCAUUGAGGCUUUUGAGACAAACUCAGUUAUCGGUGAUUUUACUUAGUUCAGAGACAGAAAAAAGCACCUCUGAUACAAUGUCAUACUUUUUUUUUUUUUUGAAUGGGACUAUAACUGUGUCUGUUGCUUACACUGUUGAAAAUGCUUGUUGAAAACAAGAAAUUGUGGUCCUAGCUCCAUCACAGAAAACAGAUGCUAUUUACUUGAUUAAUAAGCAAUAAUAUUUUCAGAAAAAGAGGCAAAUGGUAUUACAAACCACAGACUUCUUGUGCAUUUACAAACAUGAAGCUUUUCCCCAACGACAGUAGAGACAAACAGCAUAAGGAAGAUUUUUGCUCCACUUCCUCCAGAUUCCCUUUCUUGUCAUUAUCAAGCUAUCAGUGUGUCUGCUGCUUGGUUUCCCAUGUAUUUUCUGGUUGUUUUGAUGAUGAUAUCAAAUCCGCUCGCGCAGAGUAUAACACAGUACCCAGAGAAGCUUGUUGGAGUUCCUGCUUCAGACUGGAGCCAGUCUGACUUUGCUCUGACUCCUCGUUCCCGGUCUUUUAUUUUUCUGUGAAAACUUGUGUUAUUCCCCGUAUUAUAGCACUGAUUCUAGCUCCCAUGCCCUGAUGAUAUUUAAGCUGGAUGCUCAGCGUAAGAAUUUUGAAACAGCCAGAGAUUAUUCAUUAUCUCUUGCUGCAUGAGAAGUAAUGCAAUAGAUUAUUCCUUUCAUCAGGAUCUACUGGGAUAUCUGACCUGAGUCUCACCAACUACAGUCAGUAGUAUCUUUGGUGACAAGGGUCUUGAAAAGCCUGAGCAGGUUUCCCAGGAGUCUGAUGGGUAAUUUGCCUCACAGUUGCAGAGAUUGUAGCCAAACCUCUGUAUCUUGUUCUUUGUCUCACAACCAGGAAAUGUCUGCAAAACCUUUCCAAGGUGCAAGUACAAUUGCUGUACUCCUCCAAAACUUCCCAUCCCUCUGUCUUUUAUUUGAAAAAGAAACUAGGCUUUCAAUGCAAAAGCAUCUUGCUUGUAGAUGUUCCUUGUUUGCAUGUGUUUACAUUAAUGUUAUAUCAGCAGCUGAUAUUUUGUAGAUUCUUUCUUAUGUUUAAAUGCUACAAAAUCUUCUGCCAAGUAGGUCCUACUGUCUGUAUCUUAGUGCAUCAAGGAAAACACAAAUAUAAAAAUUUAAUUCAUUUUCAGAAGGACAAUCAUUUUGCUUUUCCAGGUGAUAAUGCUGUCAACUGCCGAACAGCUCUUCAAGAAAUACUUAGUAUUAGAGCAAGUCUGGGAUCUCAUUUACUACAAAAAUUCCCACAGUGUGUUGUGCAGAAAUCGCUUUGUUGUGCCCCAACUUAAAAUAGAGAGGGACAGCUGAUUGCCUGUGACAGAGGACGUUGGUUUGUGUUCAGGAUGGGCAGGGGAAGGUGGUUUUGUUCUUCACUCUUCUGUGUUCAUCUGCAAGAAAGAUUUUACUAACGUGACUGUUAUUUGUGCUAGUCCACCAGACUAUGGUCAGAGGCAGAUGAAGAAUAGGUACCCGAAGAGGUAGGUUUUUAUAGGCAGAUAAGAGCAACACUGCUUUUCCUCGCUGUGAUGAGGUAUUACUGGACCUCCCGCUCUGUCUUGGUGCCUUUGCCAGCGGUUAUCUCUCCCAGGGUACGGGUGGCAGGGACUGGCAUGUACAUCCAGUUCUCUACUUCUCAGUUUUAUUCUACAUUAUUUUUGAAAGCCUAAGACAUGGGCUGGGAUGCCUCUUAGCAAGUAUUAACCUCAGCUAUUUUCUUCCAAAAACGACAAACAGGUGGAUAAGCAGCAGAGGAAGAUACUGCUAGAGCCCUUUGUUAGGAAUGGUCCUGUAUAAGAUACAUACUCAAAUACUUCAGGCUGUUGCAUCAAGGUAUCACCUGAGCAUGUCAUUUGGGAUGGUGGCUGGGAGACAGAUAUAACAUGUUCCUGCAGAAUAGAUACUUACCAGCACAGGGAUGCUCUGGUGAAACAGAGUCCCAGUAAAAUGCUUGAUGAAUAAUCAGAAGAAUCACCCUUUUUAUCAAAGGAAAUGCCUUCCUCUGCUUCACAAAUAAAAGUUUUAAUCUGAUGAUGUUGGAUAUAUCAUGGUCUCAUUUACACACAUGGGUGGAGACUGGAGGCAGGAAGAGAGAUGGUGGCCUUUUGUCUUACUUACAAAGAGCCUAAUGUUCUUUGUAGUAAGAUUUGCCUUCAGGAAUCCCAGGCCCCUAAGAUCAGUGGGAAACUGCAGCAAGGAAGGCUGGCUCUCAGUAGAGGGGGGUCAGGUUGGGGGACAGUUAAAGUAUCUGGACAUGCAUGUGCUGUGGGGAUUGGCUGGUGUCAUCGUGAGGCUGCUCUUGGUUGUCUGAAAGAUCAUGGCCUGAGCUGCAUGAAGCAAAUGUUUCUCCUACCUUCCAGAAGGGAAAAAAGGAUGAUCCAGGGAACUACAGGCCAGUCAGCCUCACAUUGAUCCCUGGGAAGAGAUGGAGUAAAUAAUCCUGGAAAAAAUUUCCAAACAUACUCAGGACAAGAAGGUGGCUGGGGGAGGUCAGUGUGGAUUUAUAAAAGGGAAAUUGUAUUUGAACAACUUGUUAUUUUUCUAUGAUGGGAUGAAUGGCUUGGCGUGUAAGGGGAGAAUGCUGGAUGCUGUUUAUCCUUACUCUAGCAAGACUUUUGAGCUGUCCCUCAUACCAUCCUCAUAGACAAACUUACCAGAAAAGUGAACAGGGAGCUGGACUGGAACCUGACAGGCAAGACAGGCUGUGAUCAGCAGUACAAUGUCUGGCUGGAGGCCAGUCCCUAGUGCUGUACCACAGGUUGAUACUGGGUCUGAUGCUGUUUAACAUCUCCAUUAAUGACCUGGAUGCUGGUGUAUCCUCAGCGAGUUUCUAGUUCAUACAACACUGGCAGGAGUGGUUGAUGAACCAGAGGGUUGUGCUGUUAUUCAGGGGAACCUCAAGACACUAGGAAAAUGAGUUCAACACGAAGUUCAACAAAGGGAAAUGCCAAGGACUUUGUUGUUUGAAAAGUGCUUUGUCUCUGCCUAAUAAAUAUUGCACAUGGAUGUAUGUUCCUCUCGUGUGUUUCUGGGUGGGAAACACAUGAAUGCACUGCAGGAUAGGAUGAGCAAUCAAUGCCUGCAUGUUUAGAGUUGUGCAGUGUGCUUCCAGACAGUCAGGUUUUUUCUUGUAACUGAGCGUUUUUUACCAGCGUGGUAAGUUGCUGCACAUAACUCCUUGCUUUAGCUGAGACCCAGUGAUGCUUCAGUUGAACAGGACUUCCACAUUGUUUUUGAGAAGAGGUUAGAAUAGGAGGAUACUUGGGCUUCAAAAAUAUUUACAUUUACCCACUACUGAAACGUUUAAAAAGAAAUAAAGCUUUAACAAUGAUAAGUCUUAUUCACUAACAGAGCUGUAGUAGGAAAGAGGAUGCUGUAAACAUAGACUCCACAUACUGAGGCAUUUUAUGCUGAUGAUACAUCUCUAGAUCUCACUUUAAUCUUAUCACUCUGUACUGAGCUCUGAAAAUUUAAUUUCCACUUGCUCUAUUCUCCCUGCUGGCAGUACAUACUACUAAGCAAACAAAGGUAAGUGCUUUUUGAAUUGAUUUUUGUCUGACUGCUGCCACAGUCCCAACAGUGUUUAUAUGCCAUAGUGUAGUGUUUGUAUCUGGCUGUAUUUGCAUUUUUGAUUUACAUGUGUAAGGAUGAAAGAGAAACUGUGUAGGAAAAAAACAACAACACUAAAAUCCUUUCAAUAUUAAAUUUGUCAUAUAGGAAGUAUACAACCCUCUCUUCUGUGCAAAACAAGUGACCCCAUGCAGAACACUGCUUAGCAGAACACUGCUUAGUUCAGAAACACAUUGCUUGUACUCACUUCAUUUCUUGUGCAAGAGGAGUGUUGUGUGGAAAAACAAUGAGUGAGCCAGUUACUGAGAGACUCAGGUCUGGAUGAUUGCCUUUGUCCUCAAUUUGCUUGAAAUAUUCAAAUCAGGCAGAUUAGAAUCAAACAACAGAAAUUAGUGCACUGUUAGAGCUGCCUCCCUUAUCGGACAGGUUAGUGCCUGCAGAGCUGUGAUACCUUCAUGGGCACUGCCUGUCUCCAGGUCUGAAUCUCUACCAGCUGCACUUGCUAUCACAUUCUUUAUCACUGUCAUGCUUGUAUUAUCAACAGUGGUUUCCUAUUUCAUGGUGAUACAUACAGCAAAAAUAAAAUUGUGCACAUAUAUGCAAACAUCUUUAUGUGGCUAUGCAUGUAUGUUUUUCUAUGUGCAUGUGAAGCUGUGAAUAUAUACAGAAAAUGUUAUAUUUUUUUCCUUGAGAAAUUAGUUUCUUAAUUUCCCAUGAACAGAACAUCUCAUUAUAUAUAAAUGUUGUGAAAGACCUUAUUAGCCAGAUAGACACAUGAGGGAUAAAAUUAAAAGUUGCUGUGGAAACCGUAACCUGAAAUAAAUCUUUUUUUUUUUUCUGUGAACUCAAAAUCCCAGUCUUUGUCUUCUAUUAAAAUAUUGUUUGCGUAUAAUUUCUUUCUUUAAGAAAAAGAAUCUGAAUUGCUGAUACACAAAUGGAAAUCCCAUCUGACUGUGACUGUAGAGUGCGUCUCAGACUAAUGGAUUUUUUUUCUUUUUUUCCUGUGAGUAUUUUAAGCCCCUUUCUUGUCUGAAUAUCAGUCUGAUGUAAGGCAGAAAAAUUUCAUCUGUGGUGGUCAUUACUGCCCAUCUACGCCCAGCUUCAGCUGUUUGAAAGUGUUGCCUUCACCAGACGAAACAGCCCAGGGUAGGGUAUCGAGGAGGGAAGAAGAAAGACUAAAGAUGAUGUUAAGACAUGGAAAAAAUAUUUUUCUAAAUACAUAACAUUCUUUAUUUCUCAGCUGCAGCUGUCAUCAUCCUCUAGCACAUUCUCAGAAAACCACGUAUUUCAAAUAUGGCUUGUCAAAUAAGCAAAAAGUAUGUACCAACUGCUCUGGUACUGAGAGGCUUGAUCACAGUAAAGCUGGUGUCGAUGUUCCAUUCCUGAUAUUCUUCUGUAGUUGUUAUUUUCUGUAGUCAUCUGUUGGCAGAUGCAUUAACAUUAGCAUUAGUUUGGGUCAGGACUGUGCUUUUGAAGAGAAACUCCUAAUGGUCCGUGCUUACUGUCCUGGGUUCACAUUGUCAAACAGCUUUGGGGCACACAGCCAACUUGCUUAUUUUCUGACGGAACUAAAGCAGAAGAUACACCCCGGGGGUACACCUAAUGCUCUCCAGCUGCUAGUGGGUGCUCAGUUCACAGGAUCAGACUAGAGCUAGCCCAAAUGAAAAUCCCCCCCAACCCAUGUUGUCAAACCACUCCUGCCGAGCCUAUGCAGCUGAUGAGAUAAACAUAGUUUUUGUUAAAGAACCUCUUCCUGUAGUGUGAUUUUUUUUUUUUUAAUCUGCUUUGUAUGCAAGAAAUAACUUGAGCAUCAGCCCCAAGAAGGCACUGAAAACUGCUGAUGUGCAGUGCUCCUGUAUUUAAUCUCUCUCUCUCUCUCUCUCAGUGAUUACACAAAGGAUAUGCAUGGAAAAGAACAGGGUCUUACUGAGUAUGCUCCUGGUAGGCUCCUUUCUGUCCAGGAAAAGGCAUUACAGACUGAACCUUCGGGUGAUCUGGUACCCCUGGAUUGCUCAGCAAGAAAACAAAGGCUGCAUGCAGGCACUGGUGCCAGCUAAACCACAUGUUUUCUUCAUAAAUGUUGGAAUAACACGGAGAAUGAUGUAAUACAAUCUGUACAAUUAUUUGCAAAUGCAUGAGUCUCAUUUGACUUAUUCAGUAGUUAAAAAAAAAAAAGUAAACUGGAACAGAAUUACUACUGUUAUCGCACAACAGCUUGCAGCUAAAAAGCCAUUGUGCAUAAGUGCAAAUUGAGAAUUAGCAUAUCUUAAAAAAAAAAAAAAAAAAGGCCAAAUGCUUAGGCUGCAUUGACUAGUGACAAUGACAAGACACCAGUCCCAGCUAUGGAGCUCGCACUCAGAAAACAUUAUAUGUACUGGCAUUAUGUAACGGGCAGGCAUUUUUUUGC
Cygnus olor (mute swan) is the source of this 13433-nucleotide messenger RNA. RefSeq names its product cell surface glycoprotein CD200 receptor 2-like. The transcript has 8 exons. Gene Ontology annotation, cellular component: external side of plasma membrane. The coding region runs from base 1136 to 2110 and encodes 324 amino acids. Gene Ontology annotation, molecular function: signaling receptor activity. The record is from RefSeq and is a predicted model, not a curated record. Gene Ontology annotation, biological process: regulation of neuroinflammatory response. Lineage: Eukaryota; Metazoa; Chordata; Aves; Anseriformes; Anatidae.